Electrophorus electricus (electric eel) is the source of this 5527-nucleotide messenger RNA. It is a transcript of the gene zeb2b, whose product is annotated as zinc finger E-box binding homeobox 2b. Gene Ontology annotation, molecular function: RNA polymerase II cis-regulatory region sequence-specific DNA binding; DNA-binding transcription factor activity, RNA polymerase II-specific. Gene Ontology annotation, biological process: anatomical structure development; regulation of transcription by RNA polymerase II. The record is from RefSeq and is a predicted model, not a curated record. Lineage: Eukaryota; Metazoa; Chordata; Actinopteri; Gymnotiformes; Gymnotidae.
AUCCAUCCGCUUCUUUUCCAAACCGGCGCGGCUGCAGUUUGCCUGUUCGCGCAACCAGCUCGAGAAGAUAGAAACGUAAACAACAAGAUACCGAGAGUGCGCGUCGCUGACUGAAGGAGUCGCUUCCAUGCGAGCCGCCGUCUGACACACUCCUAUCAAUGAGGCAGACCAUGGCGGAUGGCCCCCGGUGUAAGCGGCGAAAGCAAGCCAAUCCGAGGAGGAAAAACGCAGUGCUGAACUAUGAGAAUGUGGUGGAGACUGGAUCCGAGACUGAAGAAGAAGACAAGUUGCCGGUGUCGGAGGAGGAUGGCCUACUCAAUGGCGUGGGAAGCCCUGCCAGCCUAGCCAAUCACGAGCCAGCAGCACCGCCAUCCCCAAGGCUGGGCCACACGCUGAUGACGAAGGCUGAGGAUGAGGACGAAGAGAUGAGGGACAGUGGCGUGGAGCACGUUUGGCAUGAGAAUGACAUGCUGAGGGCCUCAGUGGAUGGUACUGAUGAACUGAAAGAUGACUUUGACUGCAUGGGGGCAGAUGCCACUUUGCAGCCUGUUGGGAACGGUACAGUGAAGAGUGUGGACUGCAUGUCUGAGUUUGAGGAGUUUUUCGCCAAGAGGAAGCUGCCCGACGUCGAGGCCCAUGUGGUCAGCAUCGCCGACUACCUGCAGCGGAGCGACACUGCCAUCAUCUACCCCGAGGCCCCCGAGGAGAUCGCCCGGCUGGGCACGCCGGAGGCCACCGGGCCCGAGGAGAAUGACCUGCCACCUGGAACUCCAGAUGCUUUUGCCCAACUGUUGACCUGCCCCUACUGCGACCGCGGCUACAAGCGCUUGACUUCCCUGAAGGAGCACAUCAAGUAUCGCCAUGAGAAGAACGAGGAGAACUUCUCCUGCCCUCUGUGUAGCUACACGUUCGCCUACCGCACUCAGCUGGAGAGACAUAUGGCCACGCACAAGCCAGGACGAGAUCAGCACCAACUGCUGAACCAGGGAUCUGGCAACCGCAAGUUCAAAUGCACAGAAUGUGGCAAGGCCUUCAAAUACAAGCACCAUCUGAAGGAGCACCUGCGGAUCCACAGUGGAGAAAAGCCGUACGAAUGCCCAAACUGCAAGAAGCGCUUCUCCCACUCGGGCUCCUACAGUUCUCACAUCAGUAGUAAGAAGUGCAUCGGCCUGAUCACCGUCAACGGCCGAAUGAGGAACAGCAUGAAGUCUGGCUCGUCCCCUACAUCAGCGUCCUCGUCCCCGACCAACGCGGCCAUCACCCAGCUCAGGCACAAGCUGGAGAACGGCAAGCCCCUCGGGCCACACGAGCAACCCACUCACCUCAGCAUCAAAUCCGAGCCACUGGACUUCAAUGACUACAAGCUGAUGAUGGCAUCGCAUGGCUACGGCACGCCGGCGCCCUUCCUGAACGGCGGGAUGGGGGCAGGGAGCCCUCUGGGCAUUCCCAACUCCCAGAGUCCCCUCCAGCACUUAGGCGUAGGCAUGGAUAGCCAGACACUGGGGUACCCGUCCCUGGCCAACAACCUGAGCGAGGUGCAGAAGGUGCUCCAGAUUGUGGACAACACAGUGUGCCGGCAGAAGAUGGACUGCAAGCCCGAAGAACUCUCCAAGCUGAAGGCUUACAUGAAGGAGCUGGGAUCCCAGAUCGAGGAGAGAAAGCAAGGACUGGCUUCCCCCGGUGGACCCCAGACUGGUCUUCCUCUCGUCAACCACAACGGCGCCACCAAGAGCAUCAUUGACUACACGCUAGAGAAGGUCAACGAAGCCAAAGCCUGCCUCCAGAGCUUGAACACGGACUCUAAGAGACAAAUUAGCAAUAUCAAGAAGGAAAAGUUGAACCACAUGAUAGAUUUAGGUGCAGAGGAGAAAAUGCACGAGAACAACAUAAUGUUUACACCUUUUUCUUGCCAGUAUUGUAAAGAAACCUUCCCGGGUCCAAUCCCCUUACAUCAACAUGAGAGAUACCUGUGCAAGAUGAACGAGGAGAUCAAGGCAGUCCUGCAGCCCAGCGACAACAUCAUGCCCGGCAAGCAGGGGAUGUUCGGCGAGAAGCACGCCCACCCGCUCUCGGCCAUCAUCUCCGAGAAGGUCUUCACCAGCUCCAUCAACCCCUACAAGGACCACAUGUCAGUACUUAAAGCCUACUUCGCCAUGAACAUGGAGCCCAACUCAGAGGAACUACUGAAGAUUUCCAUAGCGGUCGGCCUUCCUCAGGAAUUCGUGAAAGAGUGGUUUGAGCAGAGGAAGGUGUAUCAGUAUGCCAGUUCCAGAACCCCUCCUCUAGACAGGAACACCUUGGAGGUGGGCCUUCCUGCAGCUAACCACAUGCCUAUCAAAGACUCUGCCCACGCUCGGUCUCCUCUGUCUUUGGUAAAAUCCUUGGACCGCAUCACGUCGCCCUCCAUUGUCGAGCUCCACAACAACAUCAACAACUGCGACGCUCCGCUCAGGCUCGCCAAAACGCCUCAGUUCCCCGGACCCAAGCAGCUCGGCGACAAGCUGGACCACUCCAGGAGCAACACGCCGUCGCCGCUCAACUUGUCUUCGGCCUCCUCCAAGAACUCGCACAGCAGCUCCUACACGCCCAACAGCCUCACGUCCGAGGACCUGCAGGCGGAGCCGCUGGAUCUCUCCCUGCCGAAGCUCCUGAAGGAGCCCAAGCAUGUGCUUUCCCUCAGGGGCCGGCCCAAGCCCAACGGCGCCCCACUGGACCACAACCCCAUCGCCUCGCCCCGCGAGCACUUGGAGGAGCCACUCAACCUCGCCUACCUGUCCAAGAAGGAGUUCGGCAGCCCCAACAGCAGCCUGGACAAAAGCACUAGCCCCAUGUUUGGCAUUAACCCCUUCGCUGCCAAGCCCUUGUACACCUCCCUACCCCCUCAGAGUGCUUUCCCUGCGGCUCCGUUCAUGCCCCCUGUGCAGGCCAGCCUCCCGGGCCUGCGACCCUACCCCACGCUAGACCAGAUGAGCUUCCUGCCCCACAUGGCCUACACCUACACCACAGGAGCCGCCAGCUUUGCUGAGCUGCAGCAGAGGAGGAAGUACCAGCGGAAGCCAGGGUUCCAGGGGGAACUGCUCGAUGGCACGGCAGGCUAUCUCUCCGGUCUGGAUGACAUGACAGACUCAGACGCCUGUCUGACCCGGAAGAAGAUUAAGAAGACUGAAAGUGGUAUGUACGCGUGUGACCUUUGCGACAAAACAUUCCAGAAGAGCAGUUCCCUCCUAAGACACAAAUAUGAACACACAGGCAAACGGCCACACCAGUGCCAGAUCUGCAAGAAGGCUUUCAAACACAAGCACCACCUGAUCGAGCACUCGCGCCUGCACUCGGGCGAGAAACCCUACCAGUGCGACAAGUGCGGCAAGCGCUUCUCCCACUCCGGCUCCUACUCCCAGCACAUGAACCACCGCUACUCCUACUGCAAGAGGGAGGCGGAGGAGCGCGAGGCGGCCGAGAGGGAGGCGCGGGACAAGGGGCACCUGGAGCCCACCGAACUCCUCAUGAAGCGGGCGUACCUGCAGGGCCUCACCCCGCCCCCCGUCUACCCCGAGCGGCCCGAACGCGACGCCAUCCUACGCGACGGCGUCGUGGUCGACAGGGUCGGGGGCGGAGCCAGGAGCGGGGCCAGGGCGCGGCCCGAGGAGGCGGAGGGGCCCUAUGGCAAGGAGAGGGGGGGUCGACGGGAGGAGGAGUUUGAGGAGUUUGAGGAGGAGAGCGAGAACAAGAGCGUGGACACGGACCUGGACACGGCGCGCGACGAGGAGAACGGCGAGCACUCGAUGGACGACAGCUCGCUGGACGGCAAGACGGAAACCAAAUCUGACCACGAGGACAACAUGGAGGACGCCAUGUAACGAGACUACUGCGCUCUAGAAGAUUGCCCCUCCACCCCCAUCCUGCGUCUCGUCAGCGUUCUUCUUGAUUUCACCGGUAGCGCGGUCAGCCUGGCCAGCACAACCCUGCGGCCCGAUCGCACGAGACAGGCGGAUGUGCACGAGGCCUCCGGAUUCCCGCCAACUCCAUUUAAUGGACUGAAAAGAAAAAAAAAACAAAAAAACAAGAAAACCAGAGGGGAGCGUCUGCAGACGGACAGGCGUCUGAGCCAAUCAUCCGGUCAGGGAAGGGACGAGGCGGGGACACGGGUUUUUUUUGUUAGGGUUUUUUUUUUUUUCUGUUGUUGUUGUUGUUCUUUUCUCUUUUUUUUUUUGUAAGAAGCUGCAUUAUGCAAAAAUGAAAAAUAAAUGUAAUAUGUUUAAAAAAUUGUACAGUAUUAAGGCCUAAAAUUAUGUGUGGUGCUACCAUCCUAAAACCUUGUGUUCCAUAGUAUUUAUAGCACAAAACUAGUAACUUGUACAAAAUUGCACUCCGCUUCUAUAAUCACUACAAAAUUAAUAAAAAGUAUUGCCUAUGUAUAUUUAUACAGUGUUGAAAAUUAAAAAAAAAAAAAAACCACACAGAGGCUAUGGCAGGUUUGCUGCGGUCUGUCAGUAUUACGACUCAUCCCCGUCCCACUGUGUCCUCAGCCUGGUGUUUACUCAACUAGCCACACACUUUUAGGCCUCUGAAUUUACUCUAUGUGAAGGAACUUAACAUAUAUAUCUGUUUGGGUGGAAGACGUUCAAAGUCUUAAACAGACUGUGUAGAGCAAGUGAAAAGGUCUGGAGACGAGACGAAGGAGAAACGGACUGAAGGAAAAAGCCUUUGUAAGGUUGUUUUUUUUUUUUUUUUGUAUUAGAGAAGACUAAAGUGAAAAAACAAAAAAACAAAAGCCUUAUAUGCAAACCUUUUAAUCUGUGUGUUUCUACAAGUGCCAUCCCUGUAUAGUGUUAAAGGAGGGACGGGGCAUUUCCUUAGCCUUCUCCACGGGAGCACCAUCUCAGUGUUAGCAAAGCACGCACCAGUUCUUUAGUUUACAUCAUCUUUGUGCAAUUUUCCGUUCUGUUUUUUUUUUCUCUCUUUGUCAGUAUUACACCAAACCAUUUCGCGUACAACAAAAUCGAAAUUCAUUUUAUUUCUAGUUUUAAAUAACAUUUUAUUUAUGUGGCCCAUUUUGUAUUUCCUGAUUUUAUUUAUUUCAUACUGUAGUGUACAGUAUUCUAGUUCUUCAAUAUAUAGAUAUAUUUUAGUAAAAUGAAACAUGACGAUCAUUUGGGCAAAUUUUACGUAAAGAGAGCAUUUAUUGUGUUUUAAAACAUUAAUUGUGAAUUGCAAAUUUUCAGCUUAUGAUUUAAUUUUCUUUGUUUUUAUUUUUUUUUUCCAGUUACUGAAAAUUCCAAAUUUGGGAACUUUUGAUACAAUAUUGUGAGAACACUGUAUUUUCCACUGAAAAAAAAAAUUCCACUUUCUUCAUCUUGUUUUUUAGCUAAAAAAUGAAGAGGGACUGUUACAACACAACGUAUGAUAUCACGACAGAAAAAAGACUCUUUCCUGAAAUGUCUUUGUAAAAGUAUUAUUGAAUUUUUAAUUUGUAAUUCCUCUUGGAAAUGACCAUGCUCGAAUAAAAAUAGCCAAAUUAAAGACCUGA